Molecule: messenger RNA, 1046 nt
Organism: Boeremia exigua
Lineage: Eukaryota; Fungi; Ascomycota; Dothideomycetes; Pleosporales; Didymellaceae
Product: phosphoribosylaminoimidazole-succinocarboxamide synthase
Exons: 3
Coding region: 98-1000 (300 amino acids)
Biological process (GO): 'de novo' IMP biosynthetic process
Cellular component (GO): cytoplasm
Molecular function (GO): phosphoribosylaminoimidazolesuccinocarboxamide synthase activity
Source: RefSeq, a predicted model, not a curated record
GGACCCACUUUAGCGUCAUGCAGCACAAUUUAAAUACUCGAACCAAGUUGGGCAACGAUUGAGUCGCACAACCUCAACAAGCAAUUGAAUAGUUAAGAUGUCGGAAACAGUCACCACCAUUGAUGUCCAGGGCAAGCUGCCCAAGGUAGCAUCCGGCAAAGUGCGCGACUUGUUCGCAGUUGACGAUGACACACUGCUUUUCGUCGCGAGCGACCGCAUAUCGGCGUACGAUGUGAUCAUGGAGAAUGGUAUUCCAGGAAAGGGUGCUCUGCUCACUGCCAUGAGCAUCUACUGGUUCAACUACCUCCCGCAGCAAGUCCCCGGCCUGAAGACCCACUACAUCAGCAACGUGCUCCCGGGCCCCAUCUCAUCCCUAACCAGCUUCCAAGACCGCUCCAUGCAAGUCCGGCGCCUGCGCAUCAUCCCCAUCGAAUCCAUUGUGCGCGGCUACAUCACCGGCUCCGGCUGGUCCGAGUACACCAAGUCCGGCACGGUGAACGGCAUCCCGCUCCCCGCGGGACUCGUCGAGGGCCAGAAGCUGCCGCAGGCGCUGUGGACGCCGAGCACAAAGGCCGAGCUCGGCGACAAGGACGAGAACAUUUCGCCGCAGAAGGCGCGCGAGAUCAUCGCGGACGCGAAGAUUGCGGCGCGCGUCGAGGAGCUGAGUCUGCUGAUCUACGAGGCGGCCGCGAGGCGCGCCGAGGCCGUGGGCAUUGUGCUUGCGGAUACCAAGUUUGAGUUUGGGCUUGAUGAGGCGGGCGAGGUGGUGCUGGUUGAUGAGGUGCUGACCCCGGAUAGCAGUCGCUUCUGGCCCAAGGAGACGUGGGAGCAGAACUUGGGCAAGGCUCAGCCGAGCUUUGAUAAGCAGUUCUUGCGCGACUGGCUGACGAGCAAUGGGCUGAAGGGGAAGGAGGGGGUCAAGGUGCCUGAGGAAAUUGUGCAACAGACAGCGGCGAAGUACCGCGAGGCGUAUGAGAAGAUCACCGGAAAGUCUGCAUAAAGUGAACCCGCAGAGUUUCUUUUGCAUGCAAGUAAGACACGGGAGA